Elephantulus edwardii (Cape elephant shrew) is the source of this 1411-nucleotide messenger RNA. It is a transcript of the gene KYNU, whose product is annotated as kynureninase. The record is from RefSeq and is a predicted model, not a curated record. Gene Ontology annotation, molecular function: pyridoxal phosphate binding; kynureninase activity. Lineage: Eukaryota; Metazoa; Chordata; Mammalia; Macroscelidea; Macroscelididae. Gene Ontology annotation, cellular component: cytoplasm. Gene Ontology annotation, biological process: NAD+ biosynthetic process. The transcript is spliced from 14 exons. The coding region runs from base 14 to 1411 and encodes 465 amino acids.
ACAACAAAUUGCAAUGGAACCCUCAACUCUUGAAGUACCAGCAGACACAGUACAACGCAUUGCAUCUCAACUCAGAUGUCACCCUACAGAUGAGAGAGUUGCUCUACACCUUGAUGAAGAAGACAAGCUGAAACACUUCAGGGAGUGCUUUUACAUCCCCAAAAUGCGGGAUCUGCCUCCAAUUGAUUUAUCUUUAGUGAAUAAGGAUGAAAAUGCCAUCUAUUUCUUGGGAAAUUCUCUUGGCCUCCAACCAAAAAUGGUUAAAACAUAUCUGGAAGAAGAACUAGAUAAGUGGGCCAAAAUGGGAGGCUAUGGUCAUGAUGUAGGAAAACGUCCUUGGAUUAUAGGUGAUGAGAGUAUCGUAGGCCUUAUGACUGAUAUUGUAGGAGCCAAUGAGAAAGAAAUAGUUCUAAUGAAUGGUUUGACGGUUAAUUUACAUCUUCUACUGUUAUCAUUUUUCAAGCCCACAUCAAAACGAUAUAAAAUUCUUCUAGAAGCCAAAGCCUUUCCUUCAGAUCAUUAUGCUAUUGAGUCACAGCUUCAAUUUCAUGGACUUAAUGUUGAGACGUGCAUGCGGAUUAUAAAGCCAAGAGAGGGGGAAGAAACAUUGAGAAUGGAGGAUAUCCUUGAAGUAAUUGAGAAGGAAGGAGACACAAUUGCAGUGAUUCUUUUCAGUGGGGUGCAUUUCUACACUGGCCAGCUCUUUAAUAUGCCAGCCAUCACAAAAGCUGGGCAAGCAAAGGGUUGUUUUGUGGGCUUUGAUCUAGCACAUGCUGUUGGAAAUGUUGAACUCCACUUACAUGACUGGGGAGUUGAUUUUGCCUGCUGGUGUUCCUACAAGUAUCUAAAUUCAGGGGCAGGAGGUCUUGCUGGUGCCUUUGUCCAUGGAAAACACGCUCGGACAAUAAGACCUGCGAUAGUUUCUUGGUUUGGCCAUGAACUCAACACCAGAUUUAAAAUGGAUAACAAACUCCAGUUAAUCCCCGGGGCCAGUGGAUUCCGAAUUUCUAAUCCUCCCAUUUUGUUGGUUUGCUCCUUACAUGCUAGUUUAGAGAUCUUUAAACAAGCAACUGUUAAAGCAUUGAGGAGAAAAUCUAUUUUGCUAACUGGUUACUUGGAGUACAUGAUCAAGCAUUACUAUAAUAAAGAUAAUGCAGAAAGCAAGAGACCACUUAUGAACAUAAUUACUCCAUCUCAUAUAGAAGAAAGAGGUUGCCAGCUAACCUUAACAUUUUCUGCACCAAUGAAUUAUGUUUAUAAAGAACUAGAAAAAAGAGGAGUGGUGUGUGACAAGCGGGAACCAAAUGGCAUUCGAGUGGCUCCAGUUCCUCUCUACAAUUCUUUCCAUGAUGUUUAUAAAUUUGUUCAUUUGCUCAUUUCUGUGCUUGACUCUGCAGAGACCAAAAAUUAG